Molecule: messenger RNA, 951 nt
Organism: Aureobasidium musti
Lineage: Eukaryota; Fungi; Ascomycota; Dothideomycetes; Dothideales; Saccotheciaceae
Source: the annotation of a GenBank genome assembly
AUGUUUUACGACCUCAAUGUCGACUAUAAUCCGUCGACCAGCGAUGCUGAUCUAUCCAAGACUCUGGCCUUCCUCAGCGANAUGCUGCCAUCAGAUCUCGUCAGUAUCAAUUGGCAUAUUCUGUUGUUGACAAAGCUAAGAGCCAACAGNUCCUGUGUCAUUCCUGACCCUUUACCAUUCAAGACGCCAGCUUCUUUGACCAUUCUGCGUCGCUGCACUCUGAUCUUGUCCGAAUCGGCCACCAACAACCGCCUAGGCGCACUGGCGAACAACUACGACAUCCUCGCCUUGCGUCCCGUUGACGAAAAGACCUUCCAGCAUGCCUGCAGCACCGCUGAUUGCGAUCUAAUAUCUCUCGACCUCACCCAACGCUUGGGUUACCACUUCAAAUUCAAGACUGUCUCCGAGGCUGUCAAGCGCGGUGUCCGCUUCGAAAUCGCAUACAGCCAGCCCUUACUCGCCGAUCCUGCUGCCAAACGAAACCUGAUCAGCAAUGCGACCGGCUUGAUCCGCGCAACCAGAGGUGGUCGUGGUAUAAUAAUCAGUAGCGAGGCCACCAAGGCUGUUGGCUGCCGUGCUCCUUGGGAUGUUGUCAAUCUUGCUGCCAUCUGGGGACUGGCUCAAGAUCGCGGCUACGAAGCUGUCAGCAAAGAGGCUCGGAGUGUUGUUGUCAGCGCCAAGUUGAAGAGAACCAGCUUCAGAGGCGUGGUGGAUGUUGUAUAUGGAGGCGAAAAGCCUGCAGCCAAAGAGCAGCACGAGAAGCAGGGCCAGAAGGAUAAAUCCAAGGUUGCUCUUCUCAAGGACAACGGUGCGAAGAAGAGAAAGGCCGAUGAGGUCGAAGACACCACAACAGAUGGCUCAGAAAAGCCCAUCUCAAAGCGAGAGCANAAGAGAAGGGCUCUCAAGGCUAAGCAGGAGAGCCUAGGUCAAACUACAGCUCCCGCGCCGUGA